Durio zibethinus is the source of this 740-nucleotide messenger RNA. Lineage: Eukaryota; Viridiplantae; Streptophyta; Magnoliopsida; Malvales; Malvaceae. The record is from RefSeq and is a predicted model, not a curated record.
UGUUCACCUAGUAUAUCAAUGCAUAAAUCUUUUAUGAACUGCUCUAAAGUGUAACCAAAAUAUGAACUUGUUCGGCUAUGGCAAGCGGUAACCAUCCUCUGCAAAGACACAUCGCUACCCUACCAAUGGCACAAGUGUCUCCUAUCAAUGCUACGUGUCUUUAUUCCAUGGUGGCUACUCAUAUAUAAACCCCAUCUUUGAAACCAAAAAGCACAUGUUCCAGUAAAGAAAGAGGGUUGCUAGCCAUGUCGAUUGCUUCCAUGGUGGAUCCCCAUGAUAAGAUGCGAGCAAGAGACGUGAACAAGGUGGCCAAAGGUGAGCAAGCUCCUAGGCCCGUCCAUGAAUAUGGCACUGUUUCACCACCUCCUAGUCCUCAAUCCACCUCUCCUCCAUCUCCUCCUAAAAUUGCAAACAAAGAAAUCUCCCCCAUGGUUGAUUCGGACGUAGCACCACAAACACGCCAUUGUCACAAGUCUCAUGUUGAAUAUCGCAAGUGAGUAUUUAUUUGUUUAUGCAAUAACUGAUAAACUAUUUACAAUCAAUUGGAGUUUACGAUUAUCAAGUUUAACUAGUUAUUUUAGUCCCAUAAUUGGAUUUUAAUGGAUGCUCAUUGUAUAUAAAACUAAAAGGUGCAUCAAAGAGAAGCGCAAGAAUGCCCCGCAAUUGUGACAAGUUUGCAAGGCAUUUCCGGUCUCUAUGUCCCGUGGAAUGGGUAAGUAGCUAAGAGCUUAAUUAUUUCA